AUGGCGUUCCUUUUGGGCAACACUGCUGUAUACCUUCUUGUCUCGUUCAAAGGGGAGAGAGAUUUGGAAGCAGAUAUGAGGCCGCUAGUCCCAGUUGACGUCGAACUCCGCUUCUCGGAGUUCCACGAACUGCAGCACGAAGGCGGCAGCCGGACGGCAGUCCCCGAGACCGAGAGCUCAGCGUUCUGCUUCCCCCUAGGCCAGUUCUUAGCCUCCCCGUCCCUCGAGGAGGUGGUAUCUCGCAUGCUUUCCACCACACGCUCUCCCAACCCGAGAGCACUAGAGUUCUGGAAGGAGAAGCUCAUCGCCUUCACUUCUUCCAAAGCCCAACUGGCAUUCGAUGCAGGAAGAGAAAGGGUAGAGAUGGUCGUCAUCAUCCAUGUCUACCCUGCAGUUUGGGGGUCGGCCGAGGAGGUGACGACAGAGGUGCCGAGGCGUUCCUUUAAUGGAGGAGGGGGUUUUGGCGGGGUGCCGGCAUCGCCGGCUUCAAUCGAGGAGCUGGAAAAGGUGACAUGUAAUAACGCUGGAGAGCAGCAUGGAUGUGCGAUAUGCUUGGAGGAGUUUGACGUCGGGAUAGAAGUGACUCGAAUGCCUUGCAUGCAUGUCUUUCAUGGCGACUGUCUCGCCCGGUGGCUGGAAAGGGGCCACCUCUGCCCUUUGUGCCGUUAUGAGAUGCCUACUUCGAGCCGAGAGUGA
Messenger RNA from Phoenix dactylifera (date palm), 696 nucleotides. The record is from RefSeq and is a predicted model, not a curated record. Lineage: Eukaryota; Viridiplantae; Streptophyta; Magnoliopsida; Arecales; Arecaceae.